GAGGUGGAGGGGCUUGCAGAAUAUAUAGAGAAUGAAGGAUCCUGCAAGAGAGCAGAACCCACACCACCACCACAUCACCACAACCACCACCACCACCGCCACCACCACCACCAUGAAGAGUCUGGCUGGUGUUCUGUUCUGCGCCUUCCUCGCCUUCGUCAGCGGGCACCACGGCGAUGAUGGGACUGUGAACUGUCACUGUGGCUUCCUGGCAGUCACCCACUAUGGCCUGGUGGAGGUUGACUUCCCUCACGAACACAUAGCGAACUGUGACCUUGUGACGGAGUGUUCUAAUAUAUGCAAGGAAACGUGGACUAAGGUGAUGGGUGAUGGUAACCUGAACAGCAUAUCAGAGACCCCCGGGGAGACUGUGGGCCAGGGACUCUGCAACAGGCUGACUAAGAGGGGCCUUAAGAAUUUUGGUCCCUACAAGGUACACGGUUACCGUAGUCUGUGCCAGGAGAGUCUCAAGAAUGACGGCUACGUGUCGGUGCAAGAGCUGUGCUGCAAGGAGGGCCAACACACUGAGUGCACAGGAGAUGAGGUGUUCCCCCACGGCUCCCUGCACGUCCACGAGUACACACACACACACAACCACACCCACUCCCACGGCGAUCACACCCACUCCCACCCCCACGACCAUGAUCAUGACCAUACCCACACCCACAGGCGCCGCUAACACACACACACACACACACACACACACACACACACACACACACACAGUACCUCUCCACGAAUAAUAUGACUAUAAUAGCAACAAUAAGUAAAUAAAGAUGUAGGAGAAUAUGACAACAAAAUAAAUUAAAGAGAAAGUAGGAAGACCUGACAAGAACACACACACACACACACACACACACACACACAUAAAAACACACACACAUUAGAGAAAUGAAAAAUAAGGCAAAUAAAUACAAUGUCGAAAUU
Molecule: messenger RNA, 927 nt
Organism: Scylla paramamosain (green mud crab)
Lineage: Eukaryota; Metazoa; Arthropoda; Malacostraca; Decapoda; Portunidae
Exons: 4
Coding region: 32-679 (215 amino acids)
Source: RefSeq, a predicted model, not a curated record